Contarinia nasturtii (swede midge) is the source of this 3904-nucleotide messenger RNA. RefSeq lists its product as uncharacterized. Bases 510 to 3482 code for a protein of 990 amino acids. Gene Ontology annotation, molecular function: 3'-5' exonuclease activity; nucleic acid binding. The record is from RefSeq and is a predicted model, not a curated record. NCBI's taxonomy places the organism in Eukaryota, Metazoa, Arthropoda, Insecta, Diptera, Cecidomyiidae. The transcript is spliced from 11 exons. Gene Ontology annotation, biological process: nucleobase-containing compound metabolic process.
UAAGCGAACAACACAAAAUUCAAUAGAAGAUAGCAAUAAAAAGAAGUUUUUUUUUUGUUUAUUGUUAUUAGUAUUAAACUGUCGGUUUAACGAAAUUUUUGCAAUUUUUUGAUUUUUAAAAUUGUUCGGCUUCGCUCAAGUUAAUAAAUUUAUUUUUUGUUAAAAAAAAGAAUCAAAACACAGUUUACGUGUGGUUGUCAUCGUGUUUACAUCAUUUUUUUUGCAUUCGCCAAAAAAGAGGGGUCAAAACGUAUUUUAUGCCAGGUUGUGAUUUGAAUUCUUUCCGUGGGAAAAAUCAAGUGAAUGAAAUUGAGUGUUGUUCACCGAUAUUAAUUUUCAAGCACAUUUGCUUUUGUUGUUUUUUUUUUUUAAAUAAUACUGAACUAAAAAGAAAAUUGAUCAUCGAACAAGUGAAAUUGAGCGAAAAGAAAACACGAAAAUAUCGAACAACAGAACACAGCGUGGUUGAUUGUUCAGUUUUGUUUGUUUGAUUGAAAUCGGUUUGCAUCAUGGAGACAAUGGAGUAUGAAACUGCCCGGAAUUUAACGUUGCUUUUUUUCUUGGAACGUUUAAUGGAACGCGGCGAACCUCGAACCUUACAUGAUCUGUCGUGUCAAUUUGGUUCAAAGGGAUUUACAAAAGAAAUGCGCCAAAUCGCUGGCGGCAGUCAAUCCGGUUUGAAGAAGUUUCUUGCUCAAUAUCCGGCUAUAUUCGUUAUCGAUGGUGAUCAUGUGCUAGUUAAUUCAUAUGAGAAAUCAGCUUCAAAUGAUGUGCUGGGCGGUGGUACUCGUGAUUAUAUCCAAGAGUCGAAAGAUUAUUUUAAGCAUAAAUUGCUUCAGUACGGCAUCGGCACCGAAGUUCCAAUUAAAAGUCUUCUCGGCCAUCGUAGCCAAGCAUCACCACAAAUUCGACACAUUUCAGGUCAACAUAUCAAAGAGUUUACAGAAUUUUUGAGCAAACACACCGACACAUUUCAAAUAAUCGAUGAAUGUGUUGUAUUGGUUGGCUGUGAUGAUUUACAAGAUCUUCCAUUAUCGGAGCGUCUUCAUUUGCCACAACCAUCGAUCGAUACGGUGGCCACACAACAAAUGUUAGAUUUCUUCGCAUCGUACAUUGAAUCAAAAGGUCCAAUUGUCGUAGAUCAACUAUUUCAUUUAGUCACCGCAACGUUUCCGCAAGAACAAUGGUUUUCAAUGUUUAAAACUCCAAAUGAUUUGAGCACAUUUUUGAAAUUAUUCUCCAAUUGUUUUUACAUUCAAUCAAAUCUAGUCACAUUGCUGCAAAAACCGGUAUUAUCGGAUUUGCAUAUUCAACAACAAACGGCAAAAGCAAAAGAUUGUAUUAACAAUAAUUAUGCGUCAACCACAAUAAAUCGCACACAAUCGCCGAUAUCACGAGCUGCAACCGUCGGCGAUUUUAAACUAAAUGAACCCGUUUCGAAUGUCAAAGUUACGGUGAAUAAUUGUUUGAAUAACAAUGCAACAAGUAAUAAUAAUAAUAAUAACAACAACAAUAACAAUAAUAACAAUAACAAGAGUGAACCGAAUAGUGGAUUCGAUAGCUACAUUCCGGACUUUGAUAUCAAAAUGGAAAAUCUAUGCGAAAAUAAUUGCCCAAAAACCGGCAACACAUUCUCAACAUCCGAACCAAAUUCAUUAACACAGAUUUCCGAUACAUCGUCACCCAUGUCGAAUCGAAGUCCAGCAAUGUCACCAACACCACCAUCCACUACUUCCACACCAAACGAACGAACCAAUUAUGCUGGCAAUAAAAAUCAAUCACUCAAACAACGUAUCAACAAUUUGGUUAUUAAAACACUAGCCGAAAAUGAAAAAGACAAAUCAAAUGUUCCAAUAAGUAUACAUCAGACAAAUAAUCAAACAAGCAACACAAAUUCACCAGUUUCGACAGCAAAUACAACGACCAGUAGUUCGUUGUUGGCAUCGAAUCUUCCAAAGAGUGGUGGCGGUGAUAGUGGUGCAAAUAAUAUGUUUGUGGGUGAUACAUGGAAAAUUAAGGUGCUGCAAAAUACUCGAGUCAUUGCCACCGUUAAUGAGAGUCAAUUUGUAACCGAAGCAAUUGCAAAAUCAGCUACAAAAGAUGAACCGGUUGUGAUUUCAGUGGAUUGUGAAGGCAUUAAUUUAGGACUUAAGGGCGAAUUAACACUGGUUGAAAUUGGCACCGUACGUGGUGAAGCCUUUAUUUUUGAUGUCUUUCAAUGUCCAAAUAUUAUGGCAGAGGGUGGCCUAAAGGCAUUGCUUGAAAAUGAAAAUGUUAUUAAAAUCAUUCACGAUUGUCGUAAUGAUUCGGUCAAUCUAUUUGUGCAAUUCAAAGUGUUGCUACGAAAUGUGUUCGAUACUCAAUCGGCUCAUGCGUUGCUGCAGUAUCAAGAACAAAAUAAGCAGGUGUAUAAAGUAAAAAAUGUUUCAUUGAAUACAUUGUGCGAAAUUUAUAAUGCGCCAAAGAAUCCAAUGAAAGAUCAGCUAAAGAAUAUUUAUCGACGUGAUCAAAAAUACUGGUCGCGACGGCCAUUAUCCAGAGAUAUGCUCCUUUAUGCUGCAGUCGAUGUACUGGUUCUGAUUAAUGAGCAACUUUACGCCAAAAUGUCAGAAGCUAUUAAACCAGAAUUUAAAGGCUUACUGUCCGAACUGUGUACUGAACAAAUUCUAAUGCUCAUCAAACCGAAUGAGGUACGAUCACGAAAAAAACAACGUAAACUUGGUACUGAGGUGGCUGACUUGAAGCAGAAAUUAUGUCAAUCGAACAAAAAUAUUGUGUUGAGCAAUCGCGAGAUUCGUCUUUUACGGUACUUGGAUUUGACGGAAGAAGAAAAGGAGAAACUGCGAGGUUCACACAAAGUGGCUAGAAAAUUAGAGAAACUAGAAAGUAUCGGUCAAGAUCGAUCAAACAGUGAUUCAGAAGACGACAUUGAACCGGACACAGUUGAUCAAGAAUAUCCAAGUUUGGAUAGUGUACCAUCCGAUAAUUCGUUACCUGGUCCAACCACAUUCUCACCACGUAAUUCGGAACCACCCAGUUUAACGGAAUCGAUGCAAUUAAUGGAUGAAAUCUUAUCCGACAAAACAAUGGAUCGCAUCGAGAGAAUCGACAAAUUAGAAGCAAUCUUGUCGGCAGCAACAUUGUUGCCAAGUGAUCCGGUUAUCACAACUCUUUCGAAUUCAAUGGACACACAAUCCAACUCAAGCAGUUCCUACGAAAGUUUUCAACUCACUAAAAUUGAACCGAAGCGAUGCUGCCCGUGUAAUUGUCAAGGCAAUAAAGUCUAUAUGAACAAUCAACGCAACAUUAAUCUCAAUGACAGUAACAAUUACUCUCCACUGGGUUCAAACAACAAAUCGAACGCCGGUUGUCAAACAUUGAGCACUGGUGACAUUGUCAUCAUGAAGGUUUACUUUAAAGAGGAUCAAGAAAAAGGCACCGAACGCGUCAUCGUUUCAUCACCAAAGCGAAAUGCUCAAUGAAAAUAUUUUCUUCCAAUAUAUUUAUAUACUGAUUUAUCUUAGUUGAUAUUCGCCUACAAUUAAGAUGCCAUAUUAUAUUUUAGUUAGCAAAAAUUGAUCAAUUCUAUUACAACAUUUGUAUAGACCGAUAAUAGAAGAAACGAAAAAUAUUAAAUGAAAUGAUAAUUUCAUGUUGCUUAAAGACAAAGAAUACAAAAUUUAUAGCUUCAAGUCAAACGAAACUGCUCAAAAUAUUAUAUACAUAUAUUUGAAAAGAGAGAUAAAAAAAGAACACAUCAACAAAAUUUCCAGAUUGGUCAACUGACAUCACAUAUCAUUGAUGCAUAUUUCUGUUUUUUUUUAAAUGGAUACACUGUUAUUUUCUUUGAAUUUUUUGUAAGAAAAAUGGGUAAAAAUUGAAUAAAUUAUUAUAUUUUGUUAAU